CCACCAAACGUCUGCACCAAGACGUAGCAACAAGGUGGAACAGUACCUAUUAUAUGGUCGAGAGUUUACUGGAGCAGAAGCGGUCAAUUUCAGCAUAUGGAGCUGACCACGACCUGCCAGUUACCCUUACGGCUAACCAGUGGGCUUUACUGGAGAAAACAAUCACUGUUCUUGUACCAUUUGAAGAACUGACCAGACAGAUUAGCUCCUCCACCUCUUCUGCAGCUGAAGUCAUUCCCUCAGUCACAGUGCUGAAACGCCUGCUUGCUCGGGAGAACCAGGGGGACACAGGGAUAAAAACUAUGAAAACAACCCUUCUUGAGGCUGUCCAGAAAAGAUUCAAGACCAUCGAGAAUGAGCCCUUGUAUGCAGUUGCCACUCUUUUAGACCCAAGAUUCAAAGACAGAUACUUCACAAGUGCAGACAGCAUCAAACAUGCCAAGGAUGCUCUGACCCAAGAGGUGGAAAAGAUGGAGGUGUUACAGAGCAGGACCACACCUGAGGGAGCAGAGAGAGUGCCAGAAAACCCCCAUAAAGCCCCCCGUAUGGAAGCACAGCCGGACAGCAGCAGCAGCAGAAAGAGCAGCUUGAAAGGCCUGUUUGAGGAAAUCCUGCAGGAGCAUGAUGAGGAACGUGGGGCAAGCAGCACAAGCACGCAAGUUCAAAUACAGACAUAUUUGACAGAGCAAACGGUCCCACGCUCAGACAGCCCAUUCCAUUACUGGGGAGUCAACGCAAUUCGGUUUCCCACCCUGGCUGCCACUGCUGCAAAGUUUCUCUGUGCUCCUUGUACCAGUGUUGACAGUGAGAGACUGUUCAGUGCAGCGUCCAACAUUGUUGACGCAAGAAGGAACAGGCUAGGAGGAGAGAGGGCAGAAAUGCUUAUCUUCUUGAAGAAGAAUCUGCCUUUGCAUUUGAAAUUAUGAGCAAUACUAAAUUGCUAGAAAUGCUACUGCAAUGUGUAGCCUACUUGUUUUAAAGUAUUUUUUGUUUACUGUGUAGCUGCUGCUCUUUUGA
Solea senegalensis (Senegalese sole) is the source of this 1017-nucleotide messenger RNA. RefSeq names its product zinc finger BED domain-containing protein 4-like. Gene Ontology annotation, molecular function: protein dimerization activity. The transcript is spliced from 2 exons. Lineage: Eukaryota; Metazoa; Chordata; Actinopteri; Pleuronectiformes; Soleidae. The coding region runs from base 54 to 926 and encodes 290 amino acids. The record is from RefSeq and is a predicted model, not a curated record.